GCCGCCCUGAGUUGACACUAUAAAACCUCCGCCUCCGUCGACACACUCACCCAACUCAUUCAACCGAGGUACAUCUGCAUCGUGCUUGACAAGAAACGCGACUUGAAAUCAUGGAUCCCUGCGACUGCUCCAAGACUGGAAACUGCAACUGCGGUGGUUCAUGCGACUGCAAAAACUGCUCCUGCACGACCUGCAAGAAGAGCUGCUGCCCAUGCUGUCCAUCUGGCUGCAGCAAAUGUGCCUCUGGCUGUGUGUGCAAGGGGAACACGUGCGACCCAAAAUGCUGUCAGUGAAGAGCCAGCAAAAUCUCUCAAUUUCACUUGUGAUGAUGCCUGUGUCAACUAUUGUUUGAAAUGGUUUUGUACUGGUCUGUAAAUGUUGAAAUAAAUGUUCUCUAAAACUUA
Messenger RNA from Synchiropus splendidus (mandarinfish), 404 nucleotides. Its product is annotated as metallothionein. Lineage: Eukaryota; Metazoa; Chordata; Actinopteri; Syngnathiformes; Callionymidae. The transcript has 3 exons. Gene Ontology annotation, molecular function: metal ion binding. Bases 111 to 293 code for a protein of 60 amino acids. The record is from RefSeq and is a predicted model, not a curated record.